Molecule: messenger RNA, 2584 nt
Organism: Cercospora beticola
Lineage: Eukaryota; Fungi; Ascomycota; Dothideomycetes; Mycosphaerellales; Mycosphaerellaceae
Source: RefSeq, a predicted model, not a curated record
GACCAUCUCCCACCUCGCCGGGCUAGCUCAAAACCAAAAUCUUCCCGCUUCCAUUCCCCAAUCAGCUCGUGUUUUUGUCCGCGCCGGUGCACAUCUCUGGUUUUCUUCCUCACUACACUUCUUCGUUCGACAUCUGACGUGCCUCGCAUCCAUUCGUGUCUGGCUGACCGCCGCGACCAGGCACAGAAGCACAGUGUUGGCAUCGCGCCCAAGACGAGGACCUGACCAAUCUGGACCGAGCAACAUCCUAAGCGUCGAGUCGUGGCCAGCGCAGCAGCGAACCUUUCGGGAUCAGUUUGAAACCAACCUACCACCGCAGCACCGGAUAGCCAUCAACAACCACUAUGCCUCGUGUCUGCGCGUUAUAGGUCCCAGUGACGCGACGUCGAAGUACAACAUGAGCCGCACACGCAGUCUUUCGUUUCCCAGGCUCAACACUUCGCAACUGUCCGAGGACGCCAUGGGGCCCUUCUUGCCCUCGCCCACUCAUUCGCGCGACUCUUCUGGAGAGUCGGAAUACUCUUUCCCUCCGACUCCAACCUUUUCCUCGCGCGGCCACAAUCGCUACCCCAGCUCAACAUCAUCACUCGUUACCAAUCCGGAUUCCCCGGCCAACCCGCAGAAAACAACACUGCACGAUCUCGUGGAAGAACCCGCCGAGCGCGACGAUCAACAAUGGGAUUUUGUUGAAUCAAGACGCGAUUCACUGUGCAUUUGCGACACUCCCUUCUGUUACCACCGAGAACGCGAAAGUUCUCCUCAUGGAUCGGCAUCGAUCGCGGAAUUAGAGUGGAUUCCCGGCGACGACUACUUCGAUGGCGGUUAUCUACCGGGCGGCGAGAGAGAAGCAAAGCGCCGCAAAUCGAACGAGAACAUGACCGAUAGCUUCACCUCGCGCCUCAGUCACCACUUUUCGAAACGCUUUGGUGGACACAAGUCCAAUGGCUCGGUCUCGACUGUCAACCUCCGGAGUGCGCCAGCCUCUCGCUCUUCUUCUUUGCGACUUCCAUCUACAAGAUCCUUCACUGCACCGAAUGCGCGCGAGAUGCGCAUUGCGAGCACUCCACAGACACCAGCAAUGCGCCCAUCGUUUCACGAUCAACCAGCUACUCCACAGCGGUCCAGGGCGUUGUCGUCAAUCACCUCCAGGCCGGUCGAUAUCAGCAUCCCUGAACCCGAAGAUGAUGCAUGCGAGCGACAGGAGCUCGCGACGACACCGCUUCUGCCACCAAUGAUGACGAAUUACUUCAGUGACUCCCAGGAGGCCUUGCGAUCACCUCUGACAUCUCCAUCGGUGGCUUCCCCGAGUGUGGUUCCAUCCAUGGCCAACACGCCCGUGUCAACACCCAUCACACGCGGCUUCCCGACCCCGCCUUUGUCAACAAAAGGGUCGGCAGCAUCGAUCAACAAGCGAUCCAGUCACGUCCUGCAACCGGCUUCAGAGAUCCCUCACCUAGCAAUCGCCGAGGAGACAGACCGCUGGGCGAUCAAGCUGGGGCAUGCAAACUUUCACAUUUACCCUGAACCUUACCUACCUGAAGUUUGUGACGCACAGAACUGCCGGCAAUUGCGGGACGACUGGGAGUCAGCUCGUGUCGAGUUCAUGCGACAGGCUGCGCGCGUCAGCGACAACCACGGGAUAACCUCGCAAAUUUACAAGCUCACCGAAGAGAAGUGGGCAGAGAUUGAUGCCACUUGGCGCGCAAACUAUGAAAUGGCAAACGCGCAAGCUCGAGCAAGCGGCGAGAACCCCGUUGUGCAACCGCUGGCCGAGACGCAAGCGCUACAGAAGAUGCCAUCACUCCAAGAUCCCACGCAGCCUUCCAAAUUCCCGGUUGUGGAAGAAGCUGACAUUGUUGGCCCGAUGGUGCAGUAUGCCAAGAUUCAACAUCGCCGACAACCUUCUAAGAAGUCUUCCUUCCUCAAGAUCUUCACCGACCCAGCUUCCCUGCUGGGCAAACCAACAUUCGGUCUGCAGCGAUGACAGCGGUGGCGAGACCAUUCAUCCCUUGGCCACGCUACUGCUACUAGCGAGACCGAAACUAUAACCUUUUCUUUGUUGUAACACGAGAGCACGAUACGAAUUUUAUGACCUGAUGAUCCUCACGCAACGCGUAGAGAAAAUGGGUGGGAAUAGCGAGCGCGGCGUCUUGAGGACUGGAAAAUAGGAGCACGGAAUAAUGCUCCUCUGAAAAAGGCGGCGUUGCGGUCUUGAGUUGAAGCGCGGGCGUGCGCUUCCUCGACGAAUGGGCGGUACUGGUUUCUCGGGAUACCCAAUUUUGCUUUCCAUGUGCGGCACGAUCAUUCUGCCGGCACUGCUGUGUUGAAGGGGCGAGUCUGCUUGUCAGACGCUUGCAGUCCUGGAGCGGCGAACAUGUUUUACUGAACACUAUUCGAGAUGAGAAGAGAGUAGAGAUAUGACGCCGCCUGUCGCGAGACUCGUGGCGGCGUCUCCAAUGUCAAAUGUAUAUGAACAACUCAGCAGAAUCCUCAUAUGCUGGACCCCUCAUCAGCCACAUCAUACCUUCACCUCCAUUUCGCCAGAACAGGUAGGUCCGCGAGCUGUGAUGGGGCUUUGCACCCU